Molecule: messenger RNA, 3954 nt
Organism: Cynara cardunculus var. scolymus (artichoke)
Lineage: Eukaryota; Viridiplantae; Streptophyta; Magnoliopsida; Asterales; Asteraceae
Product: DNA-directed RNA polymerase D subunit 2b-like
Exons: 8
Coding region: 159-3761 (1200 amino acids)
Biological process (GO): DNA-templated transcription
Cellular component (GO): RNA polymerase II, core complex
Molecular function (GO): DNA-directed RNA polymerase activity; ribonucleoside binding; DNA binding
Source: RefSeq, a predicted model, not a curated record
GAGAGAAACCCCCUCUAAAAACCCUAGAAAUCGACCCAAGGUGAAGCUCCAUUUGAACAAUGGUACUGCAUUUUGGUUUUUAGCCUUCUAAAAACCCUAGAAAUCGACCCAAGGUGAAGCUCCAAGUUCCUUUGUUGGAUCGACUACAUUCAGAUAGCAUGGAAGAGGCAGGACCGAGCUACAAGGAGAAGCCUUCAAAUGGAGCAGUACAUGUGGACUUAGACGAGGAAUAUGAUGAUGAUGAUGAUAUGAUGGAUGCACCUUCGAUUAGGGAUUUCGAUGAAGUGUUCCUAAAGAACUUCUGUAGAAAGGCAUCAACAUCCUUUUUCAAACAUUAUGGUCUUAUAAGUCAUCAAACUAACUCAUAUAACGAUUUCAUCAAAGUAGGAAUUCAGAAUGUUUUUGACUCCAUCGGUGAGAUCAUUGUUGAACCAGGGUAUGAUCCUUCAAAGAAGGGUGAUAAUGAAUGGAGAUACGCAUCAAUAAAGUUCGGGAAGGUCACUCUUGAGCGCCCAAGGUUUUGGACAGGAGAGAAAUUUUCAACUGAUAAUGGUAAAGAGUACCUGGAGUUCUUGCCUAGACAUGCACGUCUUCAGAAUAUGACUUAUUCAUCCAGAAUGAGAGUUCAGUUCACAAAACAGGUGUAUACUCAAGAGCUUGUUAGAAGUGACAAGUUCAAAACUGGAAAGGAGAAGUAUCUGGACAAGAAAAUCGUAGAGACCGAGGAGCGGGAGGUGUUUAUCGGGAGGAUUCCUGUGAUGGUCAAUUCUGACACGUGUUGGAUGAGUUUAGCUGAAAAAGAUGACUGUGAUUAUGAUCAAGGAGGCUAUUUUAUAAUCAAGGGAGCCGAGAAGACCUUCAUUGCACAAGAGCAGCUUGGAUUGAAUAGAGUUUGGGUGGCGGGUUCUCCAAAUUGGCGUGUGCAGUACCGUUCGGUUCACAAGAGGAAAAGGGUUUAUGUGAAACUGGUAGACACUCCUAAAGUUGACGAUAUUGGAGGAGGAGCACAAGUGAUAACGGUGUAUAUCUUGAGUUUGAUGGAUAUACCAAUAUGGAUACUCUUUUUUGCCCUUGGGGUAGCUUCAGAUAAAGAAGUGGUUGACCUGAUUGAUGCCGACAUUAAGGAUGGAAAUAUUGUCAAUAUUUUAAUUGCAUCCAUUCAUGAUGCUGAUCAGACAUGUGAUGAAUUUCGUAAAGGAUGGAAUUCACUAAAUUUUGUUGACCAACUUCUCAAAAAAAGCAAAUUUCCACCGAAAGAGUCUGUUAAAGAGUGCAUUGAGAACUACUUAUUUCCAAAUAUCAUUGGCUUUGGUAGAAAAGCUCGGUACCUUGGGUAUAUGGUCAAGUGUCUUCUGGAAGGUUAUACUGGUCGAAGGAAAGUUGAUAACAAAGAUGAUUUUAGGAACAAGAGGUUGGAAUUGGCUGGUGAGCUACUUGAGAGAGAGCUAAAAGUUCAUCUUCGACAUGCUGAGAUGCGAAUGGUGAAGUCCAUGCAAAGGGAUCUCUAUCCGGAUCGCAAUUUGCAAGCAAUGGAGCAUUAUUUGGAUGCAGCAAUUAUUACAAAUGGUCUUUCUCGGGCAUUUUCGACGGGUUCCUGGUCACAUUCAUACAAAAACAUGGAGAAGACCUCUGGUGUUGUGGCUAUGCUUAGGAGGGCAAAUCCUUUGCAGAUGAUUGCCGAUAUGAGGAGAACACGUCAGCAGGUACUAUAUGCUGGGAAGGCUGGAGAUGCAAGAUACCCACACCCUUCUCAUUGGGGAAAGAUUUGUUUUCUUUCUACCCCUGAUGGGGAGAAUUGUGGGUUGAUAAAAAAUUUGGCUGGCACUGCUCUUGUGUCAACAACUGUUCGGGAACGACUUUCUGACAUACUGCUAAGCUGCGGAAUGGAAAAAUUGGUAGAUGAUACCUCCACUUUGCUCUCUGGACUGGAUAAAGUUUUUGUCGAUGGCGAUUGGGUUGGAAUUUGCAAAAAUUCUGCUUCAUUUGUGGCUGAGUUUAGGCGCCGGCGUCGUAGAAAGGAAGUACCUCAUCAGGUUGAAAUAAAAAGAGAUACCAAACAUAAGGAAGUGCGCAUAUUUUGUGAUGCUGGAAGGGUUAUGCGUCCGCUUUUGGUUGUUCAGAAUUUCCACAAAAUUAAAACUCUAAAAGGGGGAGGAUGCUCAUUUCAAGAUCUUUUAGACAAUGGAGUUGUUGAACUGAUUGGACCUGAAGAGGAAGAAGAUUGCGUCACAGCAUGGGACAUCAAAUAUCUUUUUCUGGAAAAUGAUGGACAUGACCCUUCAAAGUACACACAUUGUGAACUAGAUAUGUCGUUCAUGUUGGGUUUAAGCUGUGGCAUUAUCCCGUUUGCUAACCACGAUCAUGCCAAAAGGGUCCUCUUUCAGUCACAAAAGCACAGUCAGCAAGCAGUCGGGUACUCUUGCACAAACCCGGAUAUAAGACUCGACACUCUCUCUCAUCAGUUGUUCUACCCACAGAGGCCACUUUUCAAGACCGUGCUUUCUGACUGUCUUGAAAAACCUGGUCAGCCUUUUGGUCAAAGUGUAAAGGGCACGAUUCCUAGACCUGAGUUCUUCAACGGACAGUGUGCUAUUGUAGCUGUCAAUGUUCAUCUUGGUUACAACCAAGAAGAUUCAUUGGUAAUGAACAGUGCUUCCCUAGACCGUGGGAUGUUUCGGUCGGAACACAUUCGAAGUUACAAGGCUGAAGUUGAUAACAAAGAAGCUUCGGGGAAGAAGAACUCUGACGAUGCUGUGAACUUUGGGAAGAUACAGAGCAAGAUUGGACGGGUUGACAGUCUUGAUGAUGACGGGUUUCCCUUUAUUGGUGCCAACUUGCAGAGUGGUGACAUAGUGAUCGGGAAACAUACAGAAUCGGGGUCCGAUCAUAGUAUAAAACUGAAGCACACUGAAAGAGGCAUGGUUCAAAAGGUUGUCUUAUCAGCAAAUGAUGAAGGAAAGAACUUUGCUGUGGUAUCUCUGAGACAGGUCCGGUCACCAUGUCUUGGUGAUAAAUUUUCGAGCAUGCAUGGGCAAAAGGGUGUUUUGGGUUAUUUAGAAUCUCAAGAAAACUUCCCUUUCACUCUACAAGGGAUAGUUCCGGAUAUUGUCAUAAACCCACAUGCCUUCCCCUCAAGACAAACUCCUGGGCAGAUGCUAGAAUCUGCGUUGGGCAAGGGAAUUGCCUUAGGAGGUUCACAAAGAUAUGCGACUCCUUUUUCUUCUCUCUCUAUUGAUGCCAUAACGGACCAGCUUCACAGGGCUGGAUUUUCGAGGUGGGGAAAUGAGAGGUUAUAUGAUGGCCGGACUGGUGAAAUCGUCAAAUCCCUUGUUUUCAUGGGCCCCACCUUUUACCAGAGGCUGGUCCACAUGUCUGAGGACAAAGUCAAGUUCCGAAACACAGGUCCUGUACACCCUCUCACCAGACAACCAGUGGCAGACCGGAAGCGAUUUGGUGGGAUCAAGUUCGGGGAGAUGGAACGAGACUGCCUCAUAGCCCAUGGAGCCUCGGCUAAUCUGCACGAACGUCUUUUCACUCUCAGUGACUGCUCCGAGAUGCAUGUCUGCCAAAAGUGCAAAAGAAUGGCGAGCGUGAUCCAGCGGUCGGUCCCCGGAGGCCAAAAGAUCCGUGGACCCUAUUGCCGGAUCUGUGACUCGAUGGAAGAUGUGAUAAAGGUAAAUGUGCCUUAUGGAGCCAAGUUACUGACUCAAGAGCUCUUCAGUAUGGGGAUUUCUCUCAAGUUUGAUACUGAAUUAUGUUAAAUCUGGUGGGGGGGAGGGUAUGCAAACUCUGUUAAGCUUUUGGUAGAUUUUUAUUCUUGAAGUAGGAAGGAAUGACUAAUGAUUUUGUUGAAUGUAAUGGUUGUACUGUAUGCAGUGGGUAGUUGUACAUUGCUCUGGAUGCUGAACAUGGUUAGUGUCUUUCUUCUGUAAUCCUAUCCAACGUCUUUUAGCU